UCAUUAUUGAGGGUACAAUAUAGAGAGCUUCAUAAAUUUCUCAAAUCUAUUGUAAAUAAAUUUUAUCUUAUUUUUUUGUUUGGCUUUCAUUUUUUUUCUGAAGUUUAUGAACUAAUAAUACUUUUUUUUUAAUUCUACAUUAUAUGCUGCAUCGAAAUUUACAAUCUUAAAUUUAGUCUUUGCUUGUUUCAUUGUGCAUGAAUGUUUCUUUUCCUUCCCUUUCUUCUCUAUAAUUUUUUCGUUCUUCCAUGAACAAAAUCCUUUCAACUCGUGGGCUUCGUCGGCUCUCACACCCAAUAGCAACCGCCUCCUCCUCCUUAGAUGAUCAAAAACUCCACUAUCAUCUAUUAUGGAGAUACCAAGUCCUAGACCCAAACUCAUACAUUGUAACACAAUGGAAUUAUAUUUUCCUCCUUACUUGUGUCAUUGCACUAUUUAUCGAUCCUCUUUAUUUCUUUCUCCCAUCAGUUGGUUCCGAUCACGCAUGCCUCUCCUCUGACACUUCCCUCCUUGCAUCUGUUACCGUGUUUCGUACCCUUGCUGACCUCUUCUACGUCCUUCACAUUGCAAUAAAAUUCCGCACUGGUUUCAUUUCUCCAAGGUCAAGGGUUUUUGGGAGGGGAGAGUUGGUAAUGGAUCCUAAUGAGAUCGCAUGGAAAUAUCUCAAGUCUGAUUUUGUCAUUGAUUUUGCUGCUUCUUUACCUCUUCCUCAGAUAAUGAAUUGGUUCAUCAUACCAAAGAUGAAGAGAACAAAAGCAGAUCAAACAAAUUAUACUCUCUCACUCAUUGUCUUAUUUCAAUAUAUUCCUAGGUUUUUUCUAAUGUUCCCAUUAAAUAAGCGAAUCAUCAAAACUACAGGAGUUGUUGCUAAGACUGCUUGGUCGGGAGCAGCUUAUAAUCUUCUUCUCUACAUGCUAGCUAGUCAUGUUUUGGGAUCUAUAUGGUAUACGGCAGCAAUAAGCCGGCAAUACUCAUGUUGGAGAGCACAAUGUAAUGAAGAGAAAAAAAGAUUUCCUGCAUGCUUACCUAAAUAUCUAGAUUGUUCAACAGUUCCAGAUGUUGAUAGACAAUAUUGGUAUAAUAAUACUAAUUUGGUCAUUAAUUGUGACCCAAGAAAUGAUGAUGCCUCUUUUAAAUUUGGAAUGUUUGCUGAAGCUUUUACCAGUGGAGUUGGUUCCUCAAAUUUUGUUAGGAAAUAUCUAUAUUGCCUAUGGUUUGGGCUCAAGAAUUUAAGUUCUUACGGGCAAAAUCUAGACACAACCACCUUUAUUGGGGAAACAUUUUUUGCGAUAUGUGUUUGUAUCGGGGGAUUAUUUUUGUUCUGCCUCUUGAUCGGAAAUAUGCAGACAUAUCUACAAUCGUUGACGGUCCGUGUUGAAGAAUGGCGAAUAAAACGAAGAGACACCGAAGAGUGGAUGAGACAUCGUCAAUUGCCUCCGGCAUUGCAACAACGAGUUCAUCGAUUUGUUCAAUAUAAUUGGCUAGCUACAAGGGGGGUUAAUGAAGCCUCUAUUUUGUGCUCUUUGCCUUUGGAUUUGCGUCGUGAAGUACAACGUCAUCUAUGCCUUAACCUUGUUCGACGUGUACCAUUUUUCUCAAAAAUGGAUGAGCUUUUGCUUGAUGCUAUUUGUGAGCGUCUUGUUGCAACCUUGAGUACGCAAGGCACAUAUAUAUUCAGAGAAGAUGAUCCUGUAGAUGAAAUGCUUUUCAUCAUUAGAGGGCAACUUGAAAGCUCCACAACCGGUGGUGGAAGGUCUGGAUUCUUCAACUCGAUCACCUUACGACCAGGUGAUUUUUGUGGAGAAGAAUUGUUAACAUGGGCAUUACUACCCAAUACAAACAUAUGUCUUCCUUCUUCCACAAGAACAGUAAAAGCACUAAGCGAAGUUGAAGCCUUUGCUCUUGGAGCAGAAGAUCUUCGAUUUUUCUCCACGCAAUUUAAGCGUCUCCAUAGUAAAGCUUUACAAGACGCAUUUCGAUACCAUUCACAUCAAUGGAGAAUGUGGGGGGCUUGCUAUAUUCAAUCUGCAUGGAGAAGAUAUAGGAAAAGAAACAUGUAUUAUAGUAUGGAGGAUGAUGAUCAAAGCAAUGACUACCAUAAUAAAGCACUAGAUGAUACUAAUAUUUCCUCGAACAUAACGGUUUUUGCUUCUCGGUUUGCUGCCAGUACAAUGACAGGGGUUCAUCAAAAGGGUCAAUUGGUUAAACCUUCCACAAAAGAUGACUUAUUAAUUUAAUGGACAUAACAUCUUAUAAAAUAUAAGUUUUCUUGAGAACAUUGCACACUUUUUGGAGAGAUUUUUUUUUUUUUUUUUUUUUAAUUAAGGCAUUCAAGAUGAUUGAUGAUCAAACCUUCAAAUUAGAUUCAUUGUGAUAAAUAGUUUUUUGGAAAACUUAUUAUCCCAAAGAUAUUGUUUGAUGGAUUGCUAGAAUUAAAGUCACCGUGGUUAUUAUAUUUACGCUGUGAUCUAUUUGAAAAAAAAAAAAUAUUGACAUAAAGGACAUAAAAUGUGGUCCAUUUUCUUUAUGUUGUCAAAAUUAUAAAUUAGUUAAGAUUUUUUUUUUUUUUUAAUUGGGACGUACCUACUC
Chenopodium quinoa (quinoa) is the source of this 2589-nucleotide messenger RNA. RefSeq names its product cyclic nucleotide-gated ion channel 18-like. NCBI's taxonomy places the organism in Eukaryota, Viridiplantae, Streptophyta, Magnoliopsida, Caryophyllales, Amaranthaceae. The record is from RefSeq and is a predicted model, not a curated record. Gene Ontology annotation, cellular component: membrane. Gene Ontology annotation, biological process: potassium ion transport; transmembrane transport. Gene Ontology annotation, molecular function: voltage-gated potassium channel activity.